AUGGCCCAGCAAAACGAUUCUGAGUUACAGGGGCAUAAGGAGAAGUUAGAGGCCAGAUCGGUAAAAGAAUUUUCACUUUUGUCUGAUGGGUUAUUGCGAUACAAGAACAGGGUUUGUGUGCCAACAGAUAAAAUUAUCAGACACGAGAUUCUUGAUGAGUCUCAUACCACACCGUAUUCCUUACACCCGGGAACAACCAAAAUGUAUCAUGAUGUGAAAGCUCUAUAUUGGUGGCUGGGUUCUUGGAACAAGUAUCUACCUCUAAUCGAAUUUUCAUAUAGCAAUAGUUAUCAGAGUUCUAAUUGCAGGGCUCCAUAUGAGAUGCUCUAUGGAAGAAAGUGGCGUUCGCCCAUUCACUGGGAUGAAGCCGGUGGACAUACGUAUCUUGGACCUGAAGUUGUCCAAAGAGAGAGUGAAGCCAUUGAGAAAAUUCAAGCUCGGAAUUCAAAGGUUCGGGAAGAGGGGAGAACUCAGUCACAGAAAUAUGUAUCUGUUACAACUCAUGUGUUGAGUUAUGAAGGUAUCAAACUUCAAACCGACUUAUCAUAUGAAGAACAACCAUUACAAAUUCUGGACAGAAAGGAAAAGGCAUUGCGGAACAAGACUAUUCUGCUAGUUAAAGUGCUGUGGCGAAACAUCAAAAUUGAAGAAGCGACUUGGGAGUUAGAAUCGCAGAUGCGGGAGCAGUAUCCUAAGCUUUUCAGGUAA
Cannabis sativa is the source of this 708-nucleotide messenger RNA. RefSeq lists its product as uncharacterized. The transcript has 4 exons. The coding region runs from base 1 to 708 and encodes 235 amino acids. NCBI's taxonomy places the organism in Eukaryota, Viridiplantae, Streptophyta, Magnoliopsida, Rosales, Cannabaceae. The record is from RefSeq and is a predicted model, not a curated record.